CAAAUUGACAAUUAGUUCAAAAUGGCGGCGAAGGUGCAAUGCGGUGUUUCCGCGGAAACGCGAAGUGAUGAAUUAUGAUUCAAAUGCAGAAAAAAUAAGACAUAAUCUAUUGAAAAAUGCUAGUGAGUGUUAAAAAUAUACCGCUCGUGUUAAAUAAAAGUAGUUCCAUCCGCACAGUGUUGUAGUGGUGUUUUUUCGUAUUAGUGUAUCGGGUGUAUCGUAAUGUUGCGGAAAGUCAAUUUUUACUCAAUAUGUUUCGCAUUCGGUCUCAGUGUACUCUUAAUUCUUGCUGGAAGUCGAUAUACAGAUAACAUCAAUUAUCAUCCGUCCAUCGAGAGCCGCAGGAAUAUUAGGAACUUUUUGAGGGUCGAAGAUGGAGACAUAGUUCAACCAGUGUACGAACCUACAGUCUCUUUUCCUUAUUACGACUCAAUGGAUAACGAAAAAAUUUUGAAUAAGACUAGUUUCAGAAUUAAAUAUGAUUUAUCAACUUACAACUUCAGUCAUUCUGGAGUUCAGAAGUUAGAAGACUUACUCAUGGAAGCAGGUGGAAAGCCUAUAAGAAAUAUUAUUAUUUCAACUUGGAGAUCUGGAACCACCUUUCUUGGUGAAGUGUUGAAUGCCAUGCCCGGUAACUUCUAUCAUUAUGAACCUCUUUUGAAGUUCCAAAUUGUGCAAAUAAGAGGUCUUCCUCUUUCUGCCGAAGCACUAAGUAUCAUCAAGAAUAUGCUUAAGUGUAAUUUUGAUGGCUUGGAUGAAUAUUUUGAAUAUGGUAAAAAACAUCUGUAUCAAUUCAGCCAUAAUACUAGACUAUGGGACCACUGUAAAUAUAAGAAAGAAUUGUGUUUUGAUGCAGAGUUCACAGGAAGGUUUUGUAAACUCUUCCCCUUCCAAAGUAUGAAGGUUGUGCGUGUAAGAUUACGCCUCAUUCAAGAGAUUCUGGAUGAAAAAGAGCUUAAUGUGAAAGUGGUGCUUUUAAUCCGCGACCCACGUGGUGUGAUGCAGUCAAGACAACACAGAGACUUCUGCCAGCCUGCUGCUGACUGCUGGCAGCCAGAGCUGCUGUGCGCGGACAUGAUAAGUGACUAUGUAGCAGCUGGAAGACUGCUCAAGCAAUAUCCAGAUAAGCUCAUGGUUCUACGUUAUGAAGAGCUAGCUCUGGAUCCAAAUAAAACAACUCUAAAUCUUCUCAAGUUCCUUAGGAUGGGUAUGACAUCUUCUGUGGAAAAAUUCCUUAGCACUCAUACAAAUGUUGAAGUGGCAGGGGUUAGCUCUACAUUCAGAAUCUCGCAACAUGUGCCUUUCAGAUGGAAGAAUGUAUUGGAUUUUGAUUAUGUUGACAAUAUACAGGAAGUUUGCAAGGAAGCAAUGGAUCUAUGGGGCUAUCGCCUAGCACAUAACUCAUCCCAUAUGACAAGCAAGGAUUUUAACCCUAUAAUGGAAUAUGUUGUCAAUCAGUGAUGUUAUAAUAUUAACUAUAUUCAAG
Molecule: messenger RNA, 1486 nt
Organism: Plodia interpunctella (Indianmeal moth)
Lineage: Eukaryota; Metazoa; Arthropoda; Insecta; Lepidoptera; Pyralidae
Exons: 4
Coding region: 223-1461 (412 amino acids)
Biological process (GO): N-acetylglucosamine metabolic process; sulfur compound metabolic process
Molecular function (GO): N-acetylglucosamine 6-O-sulfotransferase activity
Source: RefSeq, a predicted model, not a curated record